GGAGAUGGACGGAUAGACAUCAGACACUUUGUCAUUGCACUGUCCACUGUUCAUCAACCAUCAAAGUCAAUGGAGACCCUCAAACUGGCCUUCAAGAUGUAUGAGAUCGAGGAGGGCGGGGACGUCAAAGAGGAGGACCUCGCCACCAUCUUGGAAAUAAUGCUGGGAGUGAAAGAGGUGGAGCUCUCAGGUCUGUUUUUAUCGCUCGACAGACCUGACACGGAGAGGAUCACAUACGAUGAACUUCGUCAUUUUAUUCUGCAGCAUCCUUACUUCGUCCAGGAACAUCUCGACUUUAAAGAUCAUCCACGCAAAUUCUGCAUCAAACCCCCGAAGAGCUGCAAUGGCCACAACCACGACAAAGACGCCUGAAUGACGAGAUAUCCGACCGCUCUAUUUACCUUUUGUGUCUGAUGUAAUCACCUCAUGCUGCAGCUUGCCUAGCACCUCUGUGCCUUUAUGUGCCAGUGGGGAGAAUAACAAGGAGAAUAAUAAAGGUGUUAUGAAGUGUGA
This is a messenger RNA of Paralichthys olivaceus (Japanese flounder), 513 nucleotides long. Lineage: Eukaryota; Metazoa; Chordata; Actinopteri; Pleuronectiformes; Paralichthyidae. The record is from RefSeq and is a predicted model, not a curated record.